GAUUAUUCGCUUCUUGAAGAAAUCUUCGGUGACAUUGAAUGCCUUAACCGUCAACUUAUAGACGCCGAAAAACAACUUUCUCGAUUUUUUAAGAUUUUAUCUAUUAAACGGGAAAACAAUUUUUGCGAUCUCCAGUGGUGCCAUUGCCAAGUGGAGCACCUUAUUGAAAGGAGGGCAAAGUUAUUAGCGGACAUCCAACAGUUAUCCGUAGGGUAAGUAAUUGAGUGGAGUUACUUUUUUUUUGUCAUUUACUGUUAUCUAGGAGCUUCCAGUAAAAAUAUUGAAGAGUUCAGAUUUUGGGGGAUCAUUAAGCCGGUGUGCCAACUGCUUAUUUAAAAAAGGAGAUCAAGCUCGUUUAUAAGGAAUCAAAAAUGUUUAUGUGUGAAAAAUGUAAUAAAUCAUUCGCUACUAAUAGCAAUCUUCGACGCCAUCUCAAAAAGUCAUGUAGAGCUCAAGAACCAUCUCCAAAGAAGCUCAAAGUUACACACGAUACCCAGAGAUUUUGCGAUGUGUGUUCGGAGCACGUUUCAAGCCGAGAUUAUGUUGGACAUUUGCGAAGUGUCAAACAUAAAAAUAAUUCCCUUGCGUUUUCAACUGAAGGGGUUCAAGUAAUUACGUCAGCCUUCAAAUCUCGCAUUGUGAGCUACAGAAUAUCAGCGAAUACACAAUACAUUAAUCUGAAGGAAUUUGUCGAAUCGUUGGCUGACGUAAUAAAAAAAUUAGUUCGUGAGCAAAUUGAUAUCAUGGGUAGCGUUAAGGUGAACUGCGAGCUGUUUGGUUAUUUUAUUUUGGAAUCGAAGGAUCGAGGAGAAGUUAAGUCUUUUAAUACUCGUAACCAAGUAUUGACGAUAAGUUCCGACUUAAGUGAAUGGUUUAAGGAUAUCAUCGAAAAACUGGAAGUUGACGCAACGGAAUUUGAACAUCGCGAGUCAGGAUGGGCUCUUCAGCACUGGUUAUAUAUGGAAGUCAACAUUAAUAAAUAUAACCCGCUACGAGCUUCUUCAUUCAUACCGACCCCUGCAUUUAUCUCACGCAAAAGAGCCAUUAUUAAUGUAAAGAACGAGGAUUUCGGAUGUUUUGGAUGGGCGCUAGUUGCAGCUAUUUAUACUCCAACUGGACAUCCCUGCGAACCGGAUUCGUAUCCGGACUAUUUAGAAAAGUUCAAUUUUGAAGGAAUAACGUUCCCGGUAAAAUUAGAUGCGAUAUCAAAAUUUGAAGAAAUGAAUCCCUUGUCCAUUAACGUUUACGGUUUAGAGGAGGACACACAGAAACAAGGUAAAAUGACAUAUAAAGUAGUAGGUCCUUUACAUUAUACCAAACAAAAGAAAGCCGUGCAUGUAAAUCUUUUAUACUUGUCUAAUUUAGAUGGCAACAGUCACUACUGCUACAUUUCUAAUAUGUCGCGAUUAAUUUCCAUGCAAGUGUCCAAGCACAAAGAGGCUAUUUAUCUAUGUGACGGAUGCUUGCAAUAUUUUACAAGUCAGGAAAACCUGUGGCGUCAUUCUAGAUUCGAUUGUAAUUAUGUUUGUACAUUUUUGCCUACAAAGGAACCUAUCUUGACAAAGUGGGGCCAGCCGUCAUUUGAUAAUCGACUUAAAUUUAAUAAUUACCAAAAUAAAGUCAAACACCCGUUUGUUGUCUAUGCGGAUUUCGAAUCGUUGCUUAAGCCCAUAGAAGGACCUCAACCGAAUCCUCUUCUUCAAUUUACUACCAAAACAUUUGAGCACGAACCAUAUUCGUUCGCGUAUUAUAUUAAAUGUUCUUUUGAUGAUAAAUUUUCAAAGUUUCAAAUUUAUCGAGGUGCCAAUGCCCCAGUGCAGUUUAUAAAUAUGCUACAGAAUGAUAUUCUAACCAUAUACAAUCAACAUUUUAAGCAAAGUAAACCUUUACAAAUUUUAACAGAAGAGGAACGGAGACAAAUUAAUCUUGCCACAAGUUGUGGGAUUUGUGAGAAACCUUUUGUUGAGGGAGAUGUAAAAGUGAUCGACCACGACCAUCAGACUUCUUUCGUCAGGGCCGGAUUAUGUCAUUCUAUAUGUAAUUUACAGCUUCAAAAUCCAAAUUUUAUCCCUGUAUUUUUCCACAAUUUGACCGGGUACGACAGCCAUCUUUUCGUUAAAUCCCUGGCUUUAGAGAAUGAAAAUAUAGACGUUAUUGCCGGAAAUAAGGAAAAAUACAUUUCUUUUUCGAAGCAUAUUGUAGUAGAUCAAAUCGUGGAGAACGGAGUUCCAAAAAACCUAAUAUGGAGAAUACGUUUCGUCGAUAGUUUUCGUUUUCUGGCCAGUUCAUUAAAUGUUCUUGCUAAAAAUUUGAGUGAUAGCGAGUGCACUGAAAUUACAAAAUUUUUUGGAUCUGGACGUGAAUUUGAAUUAAUUCGACAAAAAGGUGUUUUUCCGUAUUCGUUUGUAGACUCAUACGAUAAGCUUAAUCUAACUACGAUCCCCAAUAAAAGCGAUUUCUUUGAUAUGUUGCACGAGCAGGACAUUACCGAUGAAGAAUACAGACGUGCUCAGGAAGUUUGGAAUUUAUUUAAUUGCCAGACGUUGGGCGAAUACUCGGACAUUUAUUUAAAAUCUGACGUGCUUUUAUUGGCCGAUAUAUUUGAAAACUACAGAGGCGUGUGUUUACGCGAGUACGAAAUUGACGCUGCCCAAUAUCUGACCGGUCCUAGCCUUAGCUGGGACGCUAUGUUAAAAAAGACGGAUGUGGAAUUAGAAUUACUGACAGAUAUUGACAUGCUUCAUUUUUUUAAACGUGGUAUUCGAGGCGGCGUCAGUACGUGCACCAAACGCAAAGCAAUCGCUAACAAUAAAUUUCUUCCCAAUUACGAUCCUUCCAAACCAAGCUCAUUUAUUAUUUAUCUGGAUGCAUGCAAUCUUUAUGGUCAUUCCCAAACACAAUUUCUCCCACAAAGUGACUUUGUUUGGCUCACACCCGAAGAAAUUCAAAAUUUUAAUGUUUUCGAAAUAUCAGAUGAGUCACCGAUCGGGUAUGUCUUAGAAGUUGAUCUACUGUACCCUGAGGCCCUCCACAAUUUGCAAAAUGACAUGCCCUAUUGCCCCGAAUCUAUAACCCCGCCAAAUUCAAGGUCAAAGUAUAAGAAACUAAUUCCAAAUUUAAAUCAUAAGGAAAAAUACGUUUUACAUUAUAGAAUGCUAAGACAAUGCCUGCAACACGGAUUAAUUUUAAAAAAUAUUCAUCGCGGGGUUAAAUUUAUGCAAUCGCCUUGGUUAAAAUCAUAUAUUGAUCUAAAUACGGAACUGCGUAAUCGUGAAACUAGCGAAUCGGGCCGUGACACUAUAAAAACUAUGAAUAACAGCAUUUAUGGUAAAACUAUGGAAAACGUUGACAAACGAGUUAACGUUGCACUUGUAAGUCACUGGGAGAGGAUCGGUAAGAAGCCUGGAGCUGAGGGGCACAUAUCUAAACCAAAUUUUAAAAAUUUAUCGGUGUUCUCUGAAAAUCUCGUGGCAAUUGAAAUGUCCAAAGUAUCCGUAAAGUACAACAAACCGGUGUAUGUUGGUUUUUCAAUUUUAGAUUUAUCCAAAACAGUUAUGUACGAGUUCUUUUACGAUUUUCUAAAACCAUUAUAUCAAGAUAAAGUAUCUUUGUUGUAUACAGACACCGAUUCCCUUAUAUUGGAGAUUUUUACUAAUAAUUUCUAUGAUGACAUGAAAUUAUAUUUGGAUAGAUAUGACACAUCUAAAUUUCCCCUUGAUAAUGUACACGGUAUUCCACGCAACAUUUCAGUUGUGGGGAAGAUGAAAGAUGAAUAUUGCGGUGUCCCCAUCGCUAGUUUUUACGGUGCAGGUGCAAAGUCAUACUGUGUCAAUGUAGGUGAUCGUGUAGAUAAGAAAGCUAAAGGGGUAAAAAAGUAUGUAAUAAAGAACGGCUUAAAAGAGGAAGAUUAUAAGAAAGUAGUCGAAGAAGGUGGCGUGAUUAUGAAGCAGAUGAGCGGUUUUCGAUCUCACUUGCACACCAUGUACACAGAAAUGACAAACAAAAUAGCCUUAUCAUCAACGGACGACAAAAGAUACAUUAUCCCUGGCACCUGCAGAACAUUGGCAUGGGGACAUCGCGAUAUUAACGCAAUUCAAAAUUUGGAAGAUUUUCUUAAUUCUUUGUAAUCAUCAAUAACAAGCUAAGUUAUUUAAAAUGUUUAUUUAAAAUGUUUACAAUACCAUGUGCCAUAAUUACAAUAAAAAAA
This is a messenger RNA of Photinus pyralis (common eastern firefly), 4207 nucleotides long. RefSeq lists its product as uncharacterized. The transcript is spliced from 4 exons. Gene Ontology annotation, molecular function: nucleotide binding; nucleic acid binding. Bases 372 to 4127 code for a protein of 1251 amino acids. The record is from RefSeq and is a predicted model, not a curated record. Lineage: Eukaryota; Metazoa; Arthropoda; Insecta; Coleoptera; Lampyridae.